This is a messenger RNA of Stegastes partitus (bicolor damselfish), 1293 nucleotides long. RefSeq names its product ependymin-like. Gene Ontology annotation, biological process: cell-matrix adhesion. The transcript is spliced from 6 exons. Lineage: Eukaryota; Metazoa; Chordata; Actinopteri; Pomacentridae. The record is from RefSeq and is a predicted model, not a curated record. Gene Ontology annotation, molecular function: calcium ion binding. Gene Ontology annotation, cellular component: lysosome; extracellular region. The coding region runs from base 67 to 738 and encodes 223 amino acids.
UCUGUGAAGUGGCUUCAUGUUUACCACAGUUGCAGAGGAAAGUGAAGCAGACAGACAUCGGACAGCAUGAGAGUCCUCGUCGUGCUAGCGUGCCUGCUGGUGGGCUGCCUCGCUCAGAGACCACGACCAUGCAGAUCCCCUCCACUGCUGACUGGAAGCCUUUCUGUGUACACCGCAAGUGAGAAGCUGACGGCCAUUGCCAGGUACACUUAUGACGCUCUGGGUCAGCGCAUUCGCCUCAUUGAAUCUGGAUCUUUUAAGAAUAAAACCUUCCACAUCGAUGUUCUUCUCCUCUACAGACAGGGUGUUGCAUAUAAGAUCAACUACAGGAACCGCACAUGCAGCAAGAAGACUCUGAGUUCAGCCUUCCAUCCACUGGCGAUCCCCCGGAACGCCUCCCUGCAGGGCCAGGCUGUGCUGGGCAGCUCCUCCGGUCCAGGCCAGGGAGUCCUGGUCAACACUUGGGUCGGGGAGCUGAAGAUGAAGAGCAGAACAGCAAAGUACAUGAGCACUGUCACCGAGUUUGGAUGUGUUCCCGUCAGCACUCUGUUCCAUACCGACAAAACCGGAUGGAUAGUGGCCAGCUUCUUCAACAACGUCAUCGGACUUGCGAACCCUGAGCUGCUCAUCCCGCCGGCUUUCUGUGAGAAUGCCCAGCUGGAGAACGAGGAUGGAGAGGAUCCGGUGACUUUCUUCAGCAUGUUCGUGAAGGACAAGGCUGCUUUUUCCGAAAUGUAAUGAUGCUGCUGUCUACUGAUUAUUUGCACUGAAUUAUCACUUUUAUCAGUAGCCGUCCUUGGUGAAGCAACAUUUUUAACAAGCUGUAUCCAAGUAAAAAAAAUCAAACUUAAUCAGUAUGUUGUGGGUUCAAUCAAUUAAAACAUGUGGGAAAAUAGUAAAAUAAGUAAAUUCAAACCUUCUGUGAUCUAUUUGAACUUAAAUAUACUGCUUUGUUUAAACUAUUGUCGUGUAUAAAUGUGUGAAGUAAGGCUUAAAAGAUAAAGGAAGUUACAUAUAUGCACAUAAUCAUGAAACUUCUCCUUUUGGAGACGGCGCUGGGGUUUUUUCCUUAUAUGGUUUUACAGAACAAACAGCUGAUGGAGGCAGAUGAGGAUGCAAUUACUCGAGUGUGAUGAAGAUGGUUUGUAGCGAAUCAAUUAUGCAUCAUGUGAUUUAGCAGUAUACAGAAGGGUCAGAGGGAAAGGAAGGUGUUCUUACUCUGUCUGACGCUAGAGAGAGUUUGACCUGUAAUGCAAUAUUCAGUGUGUGAUUAAACCGAUUAAUUGAGACCGA